Zasmidium cellare ATCC 36951 is the source of this 1509-nucleotide messenger RNA. RefSeq lists its product as uncharacterized. NCBI's taxonomy places the organism in Eukaryota, Fungi, Ascomycota, Dothideomycetes, Mycosphaerellales, Mycosphaerellaceae. The transcript is spliced from 2 exons. Bases 1 to 1509 code for a protein of 502 amino acids. The record is from RefSeq and is a predicted model, not a curated record. Gene Ontology annotation, molecular function: oxidoreductase activity, acting on paired donors, with incorporation or reduction of molecular oxygen; heme binding; monooxygenase activity.
AUGGCUCUCCUGAAAAGUGUAUCGGGUUCCAUAUUUGUGGAUAUUCUAGUGCUGGCUGUUGCUCUGUUCGCUUUUACCAGCUAUCGGUCCUAUAAUCGGCUCAAGCAUAUCCCUGGGCCGCCGCUAUGGGGAUGGACGGUCUUGCCUUUGUUUAUGGUACAUUUGAGAGGAGAAAUUUACGACGUCUUUGGAGAUUUGAACAAGAAAUAUGGCCCGCUCGUACGGAUUGCGCCGAACACGCUUCUUGUGUCUGAUCCAGAGGAGCUUCGCAAGAUGUCUGCUGCGAGAUCGCCGUAUACCCGUUCGCCUUGGUACGUGGCCAUGCGAGUGAUUCCGGGGGUCGAGAACGUCUUGUCGACCAGAGAUGAGAAUGACCACGAUGAGCGGCGAAAGAAGAUGGCUUCCGGGUAUUCUGGAAAGGAAAACGUUUCUUUGGAAAGGGAUAUCGACGAGUGUGUGCUGGAUCUCGUCAGCCUGAUCGACUCCAAGUAUAUCAGUAGCCCGCCGGACAACAUCAAGAAGAUGGAUCUGGCCAGGAAAGUGCAGUUCUUCACCAGCGACAUCAUGAGCAAACUAGCGUUCGACGACAAGUUCCACGAUCUGAGAGACGACCACGACAAUCAUGGCUACAUCAACGAGAUCGAGACGAUGUUUCCGAAUAUGUUCUGCGUGUGCACUGUCCCCAGCCUUCUAUAUUUCUUGACCAACAUUGGCGUCGCGAAACUUCUGGCUCCUUCUGUAAAAGACAGUUUUGGCCUUGGAAAGAUAUUGGCCAUUACCAAGAAGCAAGUUGCAAAGCGGUUCGAUUCGGACGGUAAGCCUAACACCACACGGAGUGACAUGCUUUCGAGCUUCCUGCGACAUGGCCUCACGCAAGGCGAGGCUGAGCAAGAAGGUGUCUUGCAACUUGCAGCUGGAUCUGACACCACCGCUACUGGGCUGAGAUCGACACUGCUUUGCAUAAUAUCGAAUCCACGGGUCAGUGCGAGGCUGUCGGCCGAAAUCGAGGACGCCGUCAGAUCAGGCAAAGCUACGUCCUCCAAAGACGGCAUCAUCACAGAUGAACAAGCUAGGAUUCUGCCAUACCUUCAAGCUUGCAUCAAAGAAGGCCUGAGGUGGUUCCCUCCGAUCGCUGGUAUGCUUGCGAAGUAUACACCUCCAGAAGGCGACACCAUCUGUGGAUUUCACGUCCCAGGCAAUGUCUCCAUCGGAUACUCCGCCAGCGCCGUCCACCACUCGCCAGCUCUGUUUGGUCCAGACGAGGAAGCCUUUCGCCCGGAACGUUGGCUAACGCCUGCGCAAGGCGGCGAUGAGCCUUCAGUCGAGAAGAUCCGAGCGAUGGAGAAGAACAACGAACUGCUGUUCGGGUAUGGCAAAUACCAGUGCUUGGGGAAGAGCGUUGCGGCGAUUGAGUUGAACAAGGUUGUGUUUGAAAUGAUGAGGAGAUUCGAUAUGACACUGAAGGAUUUGUGGGUGACUGCGAGGCGUCGCGAGGAGAUCAAGGGAUGA